Carassius carassius (crucian carp) is the source of this 1007-nucleotide messenger RNA. RefSeq lists its product as uncharacterized. NCBI's taxonomy places the organism in Eukaryota, Metazoa, Chordata, Actinopteri, Cypriniformes, Cyprinidae. The record is from RefSeq and is a predicted model, not a curated record. Bases 54 to 1007 code for a protein of 317 amino acids. Gene Ontology annotation, molecular function: MHC class II protein binding; protein tyrosine kinase binding. Gene Ontology annotation, biological process: T cell activation; positive regulation of ERK1 and ERK2 cascade; interleukin-15-mediated signaling pathway. The transcript has 6 exons. Gene Ontology annotation, cellular component: membrane raft; external side of plasma membrane.
AUGCUGCUAUGUUUCAUAUCAUCAUUUAUUAAUAUAUAUUAUAAUAAUCACUCAUGUGUUCUUGUGUUUCAGGUCUCAGUGGAGCGGAUGAUGCUCAUGUGUUCAUCAGUUCUGGUGAAGAUGUCCGUCUGUCCUGUAAUAUUGCUCUUCAUGACUGUAAAUCAACUACAUGGAACUAUAACAGAGAUUCAUCAGCAGUUGAACUGUUUGCUGGAGGGAGAAAGAAGAAAAACAGGAAGGGUCAUGAGAGACUGAGUCUGGGGUCUGACUGCUCUCUGAACAUCAAGAGCGUCACAGAAGAAGAUUGUGGAUCUUACUUCUGCAGACAAUAUGUGAAUAAUCAACAACAAGGAACUGAUGCUCGUGUUUAUCUGCAUGUUCUUCAUGUCUUUUCUUCAUCACCGUCACAGACUGAGAUCAGUGCAGGUCUCUCUCUGACUCUCUUCUGUCAGUUGUAUUCAUCAUAUCCUCGAGUCUCUUGUGGUGAUUGGAUCCGUUCUGAGGGAAUUGAUCUGUUCUGGGUGAAUCAGGCUGGUGAUAAACUGACGAGAUCAGACUCCAGAUAUCAGAUAUCAUUCUCAUCAGAUCACUGUAUCAGCUCUCUGACUACAACAAUCCUGAAUGAAGAUCACAACAGAGAGCGGAGAUGUGAAGUUACUCAGAGAGAUCAACUCAAGACCUCAGUGACAUACACUGUCAAGAUCUCAGCUCGAUCUGAUUCAGAAACAGCAGAGACUUCAGUCCACAUCACAGACUCAACUACAACUACAUCAACUACUUCUACACCAGAUGUCAGAAGAGCGACUGAUGACUCUGUGGAGCAGACAGAUGAUGUGACUUACACUGAAGUUACUGCGUGCAGUAAAAACAGAUCCAAGAAGAACAAGGUUCGCUGUGAUGAUAAAGUGACUUACGCUUCAAUCAGAGGAACAAAAGCUGGAGCUCAGGAAAACUGCAGUCAACUUUAUGCCUCUGUGAACAAGAACCAUCACAAAUCAGACAAAUAA